UACAUGGUUGCCAGUUCAUUUUUCUCUAAAAAACGCCUACGUUCAUUUUCUCUGUCAUUUUCCCAAACAUACUGGCAGCUCCCAGAUCUCUAUCUCGGAAACCGUGACGCCAAAGCUUCCAUUUCAUCCUUCUAUACAUAUGUUUACUUGAUCGACUGUUCCUUACUGUUCUCUAGCUUCAGAAUUAAUCUCGUUCUUUUUCUCGGAGGGUACAAAAUGGACGGUGCUGAUGGUACGGUGAGGUUAGGGGCUUUGAACAUGAAGCCAGGUCGGGGUCUCGAUUUGGAUCCUGAUGUCUCUGUUUCUUCGCCGGUCACCAGACAGAAAGCUGCCGCCGCCAAGCAGUUCAUUGAGAAUCACUACAAAAACCAUUUACAAGGAUUGCAAGAUCGAAUGGAGAGACGGCGUACACUUCAGAGGAAAGCGCAAGAAGCUCAGGUAUCGAAUGAGGAACAAGAAGAGAUGAUGAGGAAUUUAGAACGUAGAGAGACAGAGUAUAUGAGACUGCAAAGACGUAAAGUUGGGAUUGAUGACUUCGAGCAAUUGACUGUGAUUGGAAAAGGUGCAUUUGGCGAGGUGAGACUAUGUCGUGCCAAAAGUACAGGAGAGAUUUUUGCUAUGAAGAAAUUGAAGAAGUCAGAAAUGCUUAGUCGUGGACAGGUUGAGCAUGUCCGCUCUGAGAGGAACUUACUUGCGGAGGUGGAUAGUCGUUACAUUGUGAAACUUUUCUAUUCUUUUCAAGACUCUGACUUCUUGUACCUCAUCAUGGAGUAUUUACCUGGUGGUGAUAUUAUGACAUUACUGAUGCGAGAAGAUGUUCUUUCUGAAGAUGUUGCGCGUUUUUACAUAGCUGAGAGCAUUCUCGCUAUUCAGUCAAUUCAUCAACACAACUAUAUCCAUAGGGAUAUUAAACCAGAUAACCUGAUAUUAAAUAGAAAUGGCCACUUGAAACUUUCAGAUUUUGGCCUGUGUAAGCCCCUGGAGGAUAAAUAUUCAACAAUUUUAUUGGAGGACGAGGAUAUUACCUCCCAGGAUUCUACAAAUGAAACUGAAGGACAGCCAGGUUCACUUAGAUCACCUUGGAUGAUGCCCAAAGAGGAAUUACAGCAGUGGAAGCGCAAUCGCCGUGCACUGGCUUAUUCAACUGUUGGGACUCUUGAUUAUAUGGCCCCUGAAGUCUUGCUGAAGAAGGGUUAUGGAAUGGAGUGUGAUUGGUGGUCUUUGGGGGCAAUCAUGUACGAGAUGCUCAUAGGCUAUCCUCCUUUUUGUUCUGAUGAUCCACGAGUCACAUGCCGUAAGAUAAUCAAUUGGAGAACAUGCCUUAAAUUUCCCGACGAACCAAAAAUAUCACCUGAGGCUAGGGACUUGAUUUGUCACUUGCUCUGCAAUGUCGAGAAAAGGCUGGGGACCAGAGGAGUAGAAGAGCUAAAGGUGACAGCUUCUCAAGAAAGAAUUAAGAUAUGCUUAGCUCCGCUUUGUUCAUCUUUAAUUACAAAUUAUUUGGGUUUAAACUUACGCAAUGAUCAUCCAUGGUUAAGAUGCAUUCACUGGGAGAAACUGUAUGAAAUGGAAGCUGCAUAUAAACCUACAGUAAAUGGAGAGUUGGAUACUCAGAAUUUUGAGAAGUUUCCUGAUGUAGAAGGCCCGCCAUCUACUUCACAGCAAGUAGGACCGUGGAGAAAGAUGUUGACUUCAAAAGACACCAAUUUCAUCGGAUAUACUUUUAAGAAAUCAGACAUCCUGAAGUCCCUUGAAAAUUCAGGUACAGACACAAGAUCAAAUGAGUCAUCAAGACCUCCAUCCUUGAUUACCUUGUUAGGUCGGAUGGAUCUGCAAGAAACUACUUUGGAGGAUGAACAAACCCGACAAAGUUGAGUUUCAAUUUGUUUGCUACAUAUUGAGAGAGGAAGUGUUUGGUAUUUUAUCUGCACAUAUGUCCAUAUAUCCUGACGAAGAAGCCGUCAGAUAAGACUAACAUGGAGACAAGAUUGCUGCAUAAAGACACAAAUAAGACGACGAUCAAUUCAAAGGGUUGAGAUACUCUUGGCUGUUAUUGGUUUGUUUUCCCCCAAGAAAAUUAACGCAUAAGAGCUACUGGAAAGCCAAAAGUUAAGAUGUUCAAUUAAUUCUACAUACCAUUUUCCUGGUAGGUAAUUUUCAUUCAUAAAGGUCCUGUUGAAGCAGCAAAAAGGAGAGUUACAUUACCAAAAUUUUCUUGUGUAUAUCCAAUUUCAGCAUAGAAACAUGCUAGUGGAAUUUUUCAUCAAUUAACGUGUAUACCUGUACUUCAUACUCAAUUUGCAUUUCGUUGGAAUUCGUUACAAAUUUAAUGAUCUCUGUAUCUCAUCGAGGGGAAGUUGCAAAAGCGACUUAAUCAGAUUUUAAUUGUUAGACUU
Carica papaya (papaya) is the source of this 2396-nucleotide messenger RNA. Its product is annotated as Protein kinase family protein. Gene Ontology annotation, molecular function: protein serine/threonine kinase activity; ATP binding. Gene Ontology annotation, biological process: protein phosphorylation. NCBI's taxonomy places the organism in Eukaryota, Viridiplantae, Streptophyta, Magnoliopsida, Brassicales, Caricaceae. The record is from RefSeq and is a predicted model, not a curated record.